AUGGCGCCCCCGAUGCUCCUGUUAUUGUCUCUCGGUUUCCUCUUCUCUAUACUUGCUCAUGCGGAUGAUGAGUAUUUUCCCGUGGGUGACCUGAGCCAGUACACCACGGAUGGAGUCCCCACACCCGUCCUCACCGGGUCCGUGAUUGAAAUUACUGCGGUGGCGACUGCGCCGGCGGAAAUUGACUCAAAGUGCUACCAAGAGGUCCUGGACGUCCUUGAGGGCCCUGGCUGGACUCUCCAAUCCCGCAGUCUGAACUCCCCCGCACUAGAGCCGCGCGUUUUGGCUUAUCUAGGGGCUGGCGCGAUCGCAGUUAUCGGCUUCAUAAUCGCAAAAGUCUACCAGUCAGACAAGGUAAUCCCGGUGCCCAUCAAGAUUCCCCCGGAGCAGCUGGAGGACUCAUUCAACAUGGAGACCGCUACCGCCAUCGUCUUCAUCAUGGACGACGGCCAGCCAGCGCAGACCAUCACGCAACCUCCAGAGCAGGACAGGGCGACUGGACUGCCAGCCACGACUACCACCUUUGCGAGUGCCGGGAACGGCGCGAGUGCGGGAGAUGUGGGCAUCGAGUUGGACUCGACGGUGGCAGCGCAUCUCCAGGCGCUGCUGUCCGGCUCGGACAACAGCAACUGCGAUGUAGGCGCCGAUUUCUUUCCUUCAUCCUCCCUCCGGGCUCCUUCGCUGGACAUGGCCAGCGUCAUCUGCGGCGCCGAAAACAUCCUAGCCGACGGCAUCGGCCGGGAUGGAUAUCCCGACUGGCUGCUCAUGAAUCAGGGAGGGUUUCCAUGGACCAAUGUGGCAGGUGUCAAAACUGUCGUGCAGUGGGCACUCACUCAGGCUGACCGGCUGAAUCCGGCGAUCAGCGCAUCUCAUCUCCACGGGCUGGCUGUCGGGGCCUUUGCCUUGUCGUGGCUUUACUUCACCAACGGGGCCAUUACGACCAACAAUGUGAUCCCCGCCGCAUCGCUCCAGGGGGGUCCUACCGCCACGGUGUGUCAAGCGCAGACAGCGACCCAAUGCGGCGUUGAGUGCGAGGUCCAGACAUUUGCCCCUCAAUUCGCCUGCUCAACUGCCUGCUUGACCGUCACGUCUUGCGACGCGCAGGACGCGCUUACCACCACACUCACAGCCACCAUGACUGCUGUCGGCGCGGACCCAACCGGGAAUUCGUCGACUGCGCCUGGUCAAGGGCAACAGAUCGCUGUCGCAUCGUACAUCAACCCGCUUGGUGACCCGGCUGCGUGGAAUUGGCUGAUUGCGUAUGAUGUGAAGAAGAUGCCCAUCUUAGUUGCCAACGUCGUGAACGGCCCAGAUUCGGCUCUUGACUUGAACUGGCAGAGUGUGAUCCAGCGUGCUUCAGCUGCGGGUAAAACAGUGCUCGGCUAUGUACGAACUGGAUACCUGGGCCUUUACGGCGAUAAUAUCGUUGGUAUCAUUUUUGACGAGGGCUGGCCCGAAUGUGGUGACAACAAUGAUUAUGCGGAUCUGUAUAAGUAUAUCGACGCCUAUACAAAACGUGCUCACCCCGGUGCAUUUACGGUCCUGAACCCCGGGUUGCCUAUAGCAUCUUGCUUCGAGGAUACCAUGGAUAGCCUACUGACCUUUGAGCUCAACUGCGAUUCCUACAUUAACUUCUACACACCUAACGGUUGGACCCCGAAUGACCCGCGGAAACUCUGGCAUAUUGUCUACAAUGUGCCCGAAUCCGCGGUUAGUGAGGUAGCUAAUUUAGCGAAGGAGCGCGGGGUGGGCUUCCUUCAACUUACAGACGACAGCUUGCCCAAUCCAUACGACACUCUGCCCGCGGAUUCAUACGUCCAAAGCAUGAUGGACGCAAUCAGUGGUGGCUCACCAUUGAAUACAGAUGCAGCAUCCUGGACCUCUGGAGGCGCCGCAGGAGCGGUGUCUGGAUUAUUCGUUGUGACUUCAGACUAUAGUUCUGCUAAAUUAUCCUGGAACGCGGCCUCGAAUGCUCUUGGUUACCAUGUGUAUUCAGGUGAUAGUGUUGUUGCAAGUGUUCUAAGCUCAAUGACGAUGAUCACGAUUGGCGGUCUUGCAUCCGGAACUAGCUACAUGUUUCAUGCGGACAUUCUGGUACCUUAUUCAUUUGUCCGCCUCUAUCUCUGGGACUCAGUGGGCUGUGAGUUCGAUACUGAUCCAGGCUGGAGUGUCAACUUUAAAGUUGACAGUUAUGUCUGCACCCACUACAUGGUCGAAGGCACUACACUCUACAAGUAUAGCGGUGUACUUCCUGAAGGCUCCACGGCGCCUCCAUGGUCGUGCGAGGUAGUCAGCACCAUCACCCUGGAUAUCACCGGCUACACUUACAAGUGGACGUUACCCCUGGGGACUUCCACUUUCGACACGAGCAAAUUCGUCGUUCAGGCGCAAGGUUAUAAUCCCUUAACCAACGCUUUUGAGCCAGACCCCACUGCUUAUGACUGCGAGGGCUCGACAAUGUGCACGACCCCCGAUUUUGUGAAGUGGUGUGACCAGGCCGUCAAUACCCUGCAGCGAUACGACGACCCCUUUUACUUUGCUACGUCUGCGAACGAGUCCGGCAACUGCUGGGGCGAUCAGACUCGCAGCUGCGGUGUGUUCAUCCAGGGCGAUGCCCACUGCAGUAUCAGUGGUAACGACAUGUGGAAUGACUACCAGAACAUCCGCAACAUUGGCGGCUGUAAAAGGUGUGGCUCGUUCCACAGGGAAGACGGCUGUCUGAUUACUAUCAACUAUGUCUAUUCAUGUGACAACCACUGGUAG
This is a messenger RNA of Aspergillus fischeri NRRL 181, 2763 nucleotides long. RefSeq lists its product as uncharacterized. The transcript is spliced from 6 exons. The record is from RefSeq and is a predicted model, not a curated record. The coding region runs from base 1 to 2763 and encodes 920 amino acids. Lineage: Eukaryota; Fungi; Ascomycota; Eurotiomycetes; Eurotiales; Aspergillaceae. Gene Ontology annotation, molecular function: protein binding.